AUGGUGACAGAUGUGGAGCUGGCAAUAUUUGCAAACAUGUUAGGAGUUUCCCUAUUCCUGCUGGUAGUCCUGUACCCUUAUGUGGCUGUCAACAACCCCAAGAAAGUUUAA
Messenger RNA from Polypterus senegalus (gray bichir), 111 nucleotides. RefSeq names its product dolichyl-diphosphooligosaccharide--protein glycosyltransferase subunit 4-like. The record is from RefSeq and is a predicted model, not a curated record. Gene Ontology annotation, cellular component: oligosaccharyltransferase complex. Bases 1 to 111 code for a protein of 36 amino acids. The transcript has a single exon. NCBI's taxonomy places the organism in Eukaryota, Metazoa, Chordata, Cladistia, Polypteriformes, Polypteridae.